Drosophila ananassae is the source of this 541-nucleotide messenger RNA. RefSeq lists its product as uncharacterized. Bases 154 to 447 code for a protein of 97 amino acids. The transcript is spliced from 2 exons. NCBI's taxonomy places the organism in Eukaryota, Metazoa, Arthropoda, Insecta, Diptera, Drosophilidae. The record is from RefSeq and is a predicted model, not a curated record.
GGAUAAACUCGUUUGACGCUUGGACAGAGGGCGCCUCUAAGACAUCGCGGGCCUAUAUAAAGAAAAUGGUUUGGUGGAAAACUAUCAACAGUCCACCGACUCAAGCAGAAGCAACUUUACUUUCAAUAGUUUCAAUUCGGAGAUCUUCUAAACAUGUUCCGCAUUAUCGCCGUGAUCCUCGCACUCUCUACUGUGGCUUUGGCCGCUCCCGGCUUUGUUGAGCCACACUACGGCGUGGUUCCUGUUGCGCAUGUAGCUCCAGUGGUUUCCGUGGUAAAACACGUUCCGGUGGUAAAGAGUGUCCCAGUGGUCCAGCACGUUCCCGUGGUAAAAAAUGUCCCUGUCAUUAAAAAUGUUCCCGUGGUAAAGCAUGUUCCUGUGGUUCACAAUGUGCCUGUUGUCAAGUCCUACGCGGUUCCAGCUUACGGACACGUAAUUUACCAUUGAUUAGCCAAAAUUAUUGAUAAAUUCAGCUUGAACAUUGAUUUGAAUCAUACCAACGAUGAAUAGAAAAAUAAAAUUUUAUGUAUAAUAAAGCAAA